Messenger RNA from Nerophis lumbriciformis (worm pipefish), 1347 nucleotides. NCBI's taxonomy places the organism in Eukaryota, Metazoa, Chordata, Actinopteri, Syngnathiformes, Syngnathidae. The record is from RefSeq and is a predicted model, not a curated record.
AUGUUCGUCUAUCUGCCUACGCCACUUAUCCUAUCCCUGACCUUCACGCUGGGUGCUUGCAUGUUCCCUGGCCAACACUGGGGGGAAUGGAACGAUUCUCAGCUCCUGCCAACCAUUCAGAAGCUGAUGAAAGGAUACAACCGUUACCUAAGACCAAAUUUCAAUGAGGGUCCGGUUGAAAUUGGUAUGAGUCUUGACAUCGCAAGCAUUGAUGCCAUCUCAGAAAUCAAUAUGGACUAUACUGCAACUAUCUUCCUGCGCCAGAGGUGGCGUGAUUCUAGACUGGUGUUCCCAGGGAACGAGAGUGUUAGUGUGGAUGGACGCCUGGUAUCACUGCUGUGGAUCCCCGACACGUUCAUUCCCGACUCAAAGCGUUCCUUCCUACAUGACGUCACGGUGGAAAACCGUCUAAUUCGCAUCUUCAGCAAUGGGACUGUUCUUUAUGCGCUUCGAAUCACAGCUACCAUUGCCUGCAACAUGGACCUGACCAAAUAUCCAAUGGACAGACAGGUGUGCACCCUGCAGCUAGAAAGCUGGGGCUACAACCUACAGGAUGUUGUGUUUUACUGGACUAGAGGGAAUGAUUCAGUGAGGGGUCUGGAUACACUGCGGCUGGCUCAGUAUAGUGUGGAAAGCUACUACACAUCUGUGUCGGAGGCUGUGUAUGAGACUGGACAAUACCCCAAGCUGGUGCUGCAUUUUGCACUGCGCAGAAACGUGUUGUUCUUUAUCUUGGAGACUUAUGUUCCCUCCACUCUCUUGGUGGUUCUCUCCUGGGUGUCAUUUUGGAUCAGCCAAUCCUCCGUUCCAGCCAGGACUUGUAUUGGUGUGACAACAGUUCUGACCAUGACCACCCUGAUGAUGGGUGCGCGCACCUCUCUGCCCAAUGCCAACUGCUUCAUUAAGGCCAUAGACGUCUACCUGGGCAUUUGCUUCACCUUUAUCUUCGGUGCCUUGUUGGAGUACGCCUGUGCUCACUUCUAUACCAUGCAACAUCAGACCAUAGAGGAUUUGCACAGGGAGCUCGCGAGAGAAUUCUACGAGUCCAAUGGGAACGGCUCCAUCGCCACCUCCACACGACCAAAGAAUUCUGUGAAAGUGAACCCCCCUGAGGAAGAAUCUACCGAAGAGCCAGCCAACUGUGACACACAGGCCACCGUUGAACCCAAGGAAGAAAAACCAGGUCAAGGGUGCAGUUUGUCAUCAGUGAAGGAUGUUUCAAGAAGAGCAGUGUCCAUCUUCAUUGUGGAAAAUCCACACAACAUUGAUCGCCAUGCCCGCACCGUUUUCCCCACGGCAUUCCUUUUCGUCAAUAUUCUCUACUGGCUUUAUUAUCUCUUUCUCUGA